AUGAAACAGAUCUUUUCCCAACACGAAGGGUCGCAGAAUUGCGUGGUGUGCAGCUCAAUGAAGGACCUCUCGGCAUCUGGAGAGCUUGACCUAGGUCGACUCUAUUACAAUUUUGAGGUUGCGACGCAGUCUGAGAAGGAGAUAGCAGUCAAGAACCACGUGCCGCCCCCUGACCAGCGCAAGCAGCCCAGGCUUGGGUGGACCUCAAUUGAGAAAGUCGACUUCGUCCUGGAGAAGCGUGACAGUUGGUCAGCAAUCAGGCUGCAGGAGUUCCGGCGUGACGAGAAAGCCUUGAGCGUUGGACCUAGGAGACGCCUCCUCAGCACGGAUCUAUAUCUUUCAGCCACGUCACGAGCGUCUCAACCAUUGACUGAGGAGCCUAGCGGCCAGUCUCGAUCGGAUCCGUCAGCCUUGUUAGACUUCGAGCAGAGCUAUGAGCUAGUCCCAGACACGUCCCUCAGGAAGGAAUACAGACAGCACUCCAAAGAUGUUUGCGUCCUUAUUCCGUUGCAGAAGGGAAAGCCAGGCUUCGCCAGGGAGGUGGCAGAACGUGUGGACGUCGACAUAAUCAAGCUCUGGCUUCGUCGUUGCGAAGACAAGCACAACCUCUGCACUAGGCGGAACGAGGACUCAUACCCGCCCGGAUUGAUUCUCAUAGAUGCUGAUCAGAUGUGCCUUGUUCCAGUCGCCUCGAACAAGCCCGUGCCGUACAUAGCUCUGAGCUAUGUUUGGGGCUAUGUUUCCCAGCCAACAUUAACGAAAGCAGUGCUAGAAACGUGGAUGUCCGAUGGCCAGUUGAGAAAUGUAAACGUACCUAAUACUAUUCGAGACGCGAUACAUUUGGUGCAGAACAUUGGCUACCGUUACAUCUGGGUCGACGCACUGUGCAUUGUGCAAGACGAUGCAGCGUCUCGUCAUGCACAAAUAUCCCGGAUGCACGAGAUUUACCGACAUGCCGAUAUGACCAUCGUGGCUGCUGAUGGAGAUAAUUGUUCGGAAGGGCUACCUGGAGUCACACUUGGGAAGGACAGGGUAUACAAGCAUCAUCGAUACGAAUUGCCUGGCUCGCUGUCCUUGAUGCGGCUUCCGUCGAGCACCAAGCACGGAAUAGAGAUGUCACCGUGGAGGACACGCGGAUGGACAUUUCAGGAAGAGCUUUGUUCGCGCAGAACAUUAGUCCUAUUGCCGGAAGUCAUCUUCUUCUCAUGUGCUUCAGCCGUCUGGAGAGAGGACAUUCAAUUAGAAGCCGAGGAAACUUGCCCGAGGUCGGAAGAGGGGCUGAUAUCACUGACCUCCAUGCUUAAUGGUAGGGCCCCUGUAGAUGACGAGGAUUCGGUCUCACUCUUCAGAGCAUUGGUGAAGAAAUACAUGCAGCGCACACUCAGCAGAACCGACGACAUGGAGAACGCUUUUGCCGGCGUCGCCGGCAUGCUGGAACCUUUAAUCGGCCAUGCUUAUCACGGGGUCCCCGAGAAAUCGUUCCCGGAGGUGAUCUACGGAUGCUGGUUUUGGGAUGCUAGCCUUCAGCGCCGGGCAGGUUUUCCCUCGUGGUCAUGGACAGGCUGGAUUUACCGCCGAGAACAAGCCGAUGUAGGGAUCCAGCCCUUGAGCAUCGGUGCGAACACGAGCAAACUCCUGGCAUUUUACAAAGUCGGCACUGCGGGCAUAAGUCUUCUUGGGCAAGAGGGACUGGCUGCAUAUUCAUGCGGUGAGCAUCUUGCAAGCAUGGACUCCGACCUUCGCAGCCACUUCGUUCCCGAUGAGGAAUCCAUCAGGUCCAAGCAAGAGUUACUCCAGAGUCAGGAAAGCGGGUCAAGCAACCUGAUUGCAUUCUAUACCAGUCUUGCGUAUCUAAGACUUCGAGCGCCGCCGGGCGACUUUGUGGGUCCGUCGCGGGAGUAUCGGGUUAUUCAUCCUUACACGAAUCGACAACUUACAAGUAUAUGCCUCAAUGUCGCUUAUGUAGCUCGAAAGGGCACUCAUCUCCCGUUCAUUGUUGUUGGCCACAAUCCGGACAGGCAAUCGUUCCGAUUGAUGCUCAUGGACAUCGAAGGGAGCAGAGCCGAGAGAGUCAAUGUCACUGCACAGGGCCGAUUCAUUAGCGAACACGACUGGAAGGGCUUGGGUCCUAAGAGGGAAUUGGUUUUCAUGUCAUAAUAUCAUUUGACGUUAAAGACGCAACCAAAAAGCCUACGGGAUACCUUGAUGGGUGGUUUCGUUUCAAAUGUUUUGAUCACCAUACAAAUAAAAUGUAUGUGGCGCCUUCAUACAGUGGUAAACGCUCAAGACCCAGCAUCAAAAAUAAAAAAAUAUCAAUAAGCUUCAGCCA
This is a messenger RNA of Diaporthe batatas, 2329 nucleotides long. RefSeq lists its product as uncharacterized. The record is from RefSeq and is a predicted model, not a curated record. The transcript has a single exon. NCBI's taxonomy places the organism in Eukaryota, Fungi, Ascomycota, Sordariomycetes, Diaporthales, Diaporthaceae. Bases 1 to 2157 code for a protein of 718 amino acids.